CCCCGCCCCCUUCGGAGCGCUGGUGACGUUGGCCAGGGAGCUGCAGGCCGGUGCUGUUCCCUCGCGCCACUGCCGCCGCUGCUGCAUUAGCUAGGAGACCAGAAGCGCGUUCACGGGAUGGCUUCUGCAACAGAUGCUCGCUAUGGCCAAAAGGAGUCCUCAGACCAGAACUUUGACUACAUGUUCAAGAUCCUGAUCAUCGGCAAUAGCAGCGUUGGGAAGACUUCCUUCCUCUUCCGGUACGCCGAUGACUCCUUCACUCCGGCUUUCGUCAGCACCGUUGGCAUUGACUUCAAAGUGAAAACUAUCUAUCGCAAUGACAAGCGCAUUAAACUGCAAAUCUGGGAUACAGCAGGGCAGGAACGAUACCGGACUAUCACCACUGCCUAUUAUCGAGGGGCAAUGGGUUUCAUUUUGAUGUAUGACAUCACCAAUGAAGAAUCCUUCAAUGCUGUCCAGGAUUGGUCAACUCAGAUCAAAACCUACUCGUGGGAUAAUGCCCAGGUACUGUUGGUGGGUAACAAGUGUGACAUGGAAGAUGAGAGGGUUGUGUCAUCAGAACGAGGACGUCAGCUUGCUGAGCACUUGGGAUUUGAAUUCUUCGAGGCCAGCGCGAAGGACAACAUUAAUGUGAAGCAAACCUUUGAACGUUUGGUCGAUAUCAUUUGUGAAAAGAUGUCUGAGUCACUGGAUGCAGCUGAUCCAGCUGUGACCGGUGCCAAGCAGGGCCCACAACUGACCGAUCAACAGGCUCCCUCGCACCAGGAUUGUGCCUGUUAAGAGACUUUGGUGUGGAUGCCCUGACUUUUCCUGUCCCACCCACCUUGCCUGCCUCGUGUCUUGCAGUAAUCAGAGCCCCUAGAUUAUUGACAGUUUGUGCUCUCUGUCUUCCCUACCGCCACCGCCACCACACACCAUUUAGCUAUCCCAUUGCUUAUCCUUUUGGGGUAGGUGGUCAAGACUCAAACCCAGAGCUUCUCCACCUCUCUGUGUGGGCCUUUGAAUGCUUCAAAAGUUUCUCCCUUUAAUCUUUGGGUUGAUAGAAGCUCUAUCUUCCUGUAUCCCCCCUUCCCCAGGGUCAGAUUUGAUCAGCGUGAAAAAGAGGGUGGGGGCAGUGCUAGAACUUUUAACUAUAUAUUUAUUUAUAUAUUUAUAAUGUUCCCAUUUACACAUUUGAACAUCCUUUCCCUCUUCCUGCUUCGUAAGCGCCAUGAUCCCACUGCAUUUUCCUGCACUGAGUAUGGACAAAAAUAGGCUGAAGCUGAUGUCCCAAGAUUCAAGGAGAUCUGGCUGUGUUUUUAUAGAAAGGGAAAUAUAUCUGUCAGAAGCAUCUAUCUCUUUCUUCCUGACCACUGAUCAUGGGCUAUAGAGAAAAAAUAAAAUUGUUCAGGCAAACUGAGUUAUCUGGAAACUAUCCCAUUACCAGCUCUGAAUUGAGCUAGAUUUUGUAAUGCUGUGAAGUGAGAUUAACCUCAAUGCUCCCUCUGGCUUAGCUCCAGUUCAUGCCUGCUUCUUGCAUGCUGUUUCUUCUACCAUGAAUGAAAACAAUAGGUUUUAAGGUGAAUGCCUUUCUUCACAGAAUGGCAGGAAUUUCCAGCUAAAAACUGUACUUCUUCUCACAUUGGAUUCUCUAGGUCUGGUUGAACCUGCUCACUUAGCAAGAAGAGGCUUGCAUGGGUGGAUCCUUUUCCAUUCAGAUAGAAGAGGAGGAAGGCCUUCCUGUAUUUAGAAGGUGACCAUAUUUGGAGAAAGGACAGAGUAGAUCCUUUUGCUCAACCAGCAAGGAAUUUGUAAUGGUGGGAUUGCUCUCCUACUUGCAGUCUGCUAUGGCCUAGUCUACACCCACAUUUUCCAGCUUCUCUCCUUGAGAAAGACAGGGCUAAAUUGGAACCAAGGCUCACUGGCUGGCUGGUUAUAAGAAAGAGGUGCCCUUUGGGCUAUGUGUAGCAAAGCUCCUCACCUGCCCGGCAACACUGAAGGUGAAAGUAGAUUGGAGAAGUUCUGGUGCCAUUCAGUUGCCCAGCAAACGUUGGUUCUCCCACUUUCACCUUGCCGAGUGUAUAUACACCUGCUUACUCCUCUUCCCGUCUUCCUCGGUGUACAGAAAACGAAAAAGAAAAAAAAAAAAGCAAUCUCUCCAGUUACAUGUAAAUAGAAGUAGCUGGUGAUGUUAUGUGUGUAUGGACCUUUCAUUGCUGUGUUGUGAUUUGUGUUGGUGUUUUUAGUUUGUUAUUUUUAAAAUAAGUCACCCUACCUGAUGGGUUUUCACGGAACUAUGUAUUGAUUUAAGAGGAGAAAGGUGGAGAGGCAGCUGGAAAACCCAUCUUGGCUGAUCUAAAAACCACAUGAGAAAGUCAAAGAGUUCUUUGUCAUUUUGGAAUGGUUUCUCCACUGCCUUCCUUUAUCUUAAACAGACCUGAGUUUGCAGGGGCUAAGUUGAACCUGAUGUUACAUUCCCCUCAGUCCAGCAUCCUUUUUCCCUAGCAUGGACUGGGGCAGGUUGGGGUUGAAUUCUGUCAACAGCCACUGUUACCUUACUCUUACCUGUACUCCUAUUCCCCCUUCCCCAUUGCUAUCCUUAAUUUAUUUUUCAUGGAAGCUCUAUAAGUUUGUUUUACAAAUUCUUGGACACCAUCUGCCCUCUCUCUCUCUCUCUCUCUCUCUCUCUCUCUCUCUCUCUCUCUCUCUCUCUCUCUCUCUCUUUUUGAAGUUUACUUUAAUGGAAAAAAUAUGCUGUACUGUAUUUAACAAAACAAAACAAAACCUGUCAGAAGUGUCAAAUAAAUUCAGUUUCCUAAAAUGAGCAAACAAAAAUCACUGUACUAAGGAGAUAUUGUGAAGAAAUAAAAUGGCUAAUCACAAAA
Crotalus tigris (Tiger rattlesnake) is the source of this 2864-nucleotide messenger RNA. RefSeq names its product RAB3A, member RAS oncogene family (gene RAB3A). NCBI's taxonomy places the organism in Eukaryota, Metazoa, Chordata, Lepidosauria, Squamata, Viperidae. Gene Ontology annotation, cellular component: synaptic vesicle; plasma membrane; synaptic vesicle membrane. Gene Ontology annotation, molecular function: GTP binding; GTPase activity. Gene Ontology annotation, biological process: protein localization to plasma membrane; protein secretion; regulation of synaptic vesicle fusion to presynaptic active zone membrane. The record is from RefSeq and is a predicted model, not a curated record. The coding region runs from base 118 to 780 and encodes 220 amino acids. The transcript has 5 exons.